Messenger RNA from Ruditapes philippinarum (Manila clam), 1536 nucleotides. RefSeq names its product cysteine-rich secretory protein LCCL domain-containing 2-like. The transcript is spliced from 4 exons. The record is from RefSeq and is a predicted model, not a curated record. Bases 1219 to 1536 code for a protein of 105 amino acids. NCBI's taxonomy places the organism in Eukaryota, Metazoa, Mollusca, Bivalvia, Venerida, Veneridae.
GAUGAUAUGUCAUGCUUUACACCUGUGUCCCUACCUCCAAGGUCAAUGUCACACUAAGAGGUCAAAGAUUUACAUAGUCUGUUAUAGGAUAUAUUUUGUGUCCGAUCUAUAACUUCUUUAUAGUUCAAGGGAUUUUGAAAUUACUUGGCAUAAAUACAGUUGACUCUCAAUAAGUCAAAAUCGUUUUACUCAAAAUUCCGCUUUAGUCGAAGAACUUCUAAAAUCCCGUCAAAUUUCCUUCUUAUCUUUGUAUUUUAACUCAGCUUAGGUCAAAUUUUGACUUAUCGAGACUCCUAUUUAGUCUGUUUUAUGAACAUCAACUUCAUACAAUACUGUUGUUUUAAUUCUUUCGAGGAAUUAUUGGCCUGAUUUUCCAAAAUGCUUAUACUUCACAUCAGCAAUAGUCAAAUGACAUGUGGCAGCUGCAAAAAGUUGCCCGAUACUUCACUUCAACUUCUCUGGUCAAUCAGAAUUAUUAGCACAUUAGUUAGUUUUGAAGAUACCGCAUGAGACAUGUUACACUUUUACAUAAUUUGUUAUGAACAGACAUUAUCAAACCGGGUCUGCAUAUAAUUUUCAUAUAAUAUUCUUGUUUUACUGCUCUCGGGGAAUCUCCCUUUUCCAGAUUUUUAUUGCAUACACAAAAAACAAGUAAUUAGAUACCAUAGUUAUCAUAAACAUGUGUAUAACUGUGUCAAUAAAUUUGUUUACUUAUUUUACCCGACAGAACGUCUUAAUAUUGCCUUUUUAAAAUAUAGUUCUCAUGUCACCAGCUGAAUAAUUUCUGUGGCAGCUCUGUUAUUCAGACGGUGGAAAUUUAAUUGCUUUAACUCGACAUUUACGGAGGGAUAAAACAUUAUAGUUACAUGAAUGGAAAAUAUUGUUCGUAAUAGGAUGAAAUGGUUAAUUGUAUGCUUAAAUAUAAAAUAAGAAGAACUAUUCAUACAUUUCUUUUGUGCUUAAGAUUUAAUUGUUUGUUUCACACCAAUACAGUAUAUGUCAUACGGCGACGUUCCAGCUUCAGUUGAGUAGGAAGACCUCAAAUGGCCUUCCGUGCAGUAUUUCAAGCACGAACAGACACCUGAGUAGAACCGAGACGUUCUAUAAACUAGCUGAAUAUCUUCCUUAUAUGAAAGAAUCCAAAAUCGAACCAACAGCGGUGAGGGUCAAGAGGAUUGAAGUCAACGACCUUCACCACUCGGCCACGGACGCCACUUUAUGUUUCAGAGGUCAAUAGCAGGUCACGCGAAGUUGACCUAUAUUUUACGUGGUCGAUUAAGAUACGCAGUAGCAGUAGCCAUUCUCAAGAACGGGGACAAGGUUAGUGUCAUUGAAGAAGUAUGCAGCCAGAUAACAAGAAUAACAAGAAUUCAUAAUAAAUACAGAAACAAGGAGUAUGCUUCCGAUAUGCAAAUGUUGGUAUGGGAUACCACGUUAGCACAAGAUGCUGCUACAUGGUCUGAGAAUUGUUAUUUGGCACAUCAAAAACGUGGUCUUGGAGAGAAUCUAGCCUAUCAAUGGAGGACCGUGUUCUAA